This is a messenger RNA of Linum trigynum, 4021 nucleotides long. The record is from the annotation of a GenBank genome assembly. Lineage: Eukaryota; Viridiplantae; Streptophyta; Magnoliopsida; Malpighiales; Linaceae.
CUCAAUAGUUUGAGAAAAAAGUUGAAUGUCAGAAAGAGUAGUGUCCAAUGUGGCGUCCAAAAUAACAUGAAGCACAGUUGGCCUUCUCCAUUUAUGGGAGCUUCUCUUGUGGGGAAGUGUGGCUGCGUCUUCUUCCCGGCCGCGUCGGUUGCUGCGUCGAAAUGGUUCGUCUCUUUUCGUACCUGACAAUCGACGCACGACGCCAAAGCACAUAGAACAGAAGCCGAGCCCCUGGCCGGAAUUCUACGGGCCGGUCUCCCCGUCGGUAAUGAAACCGCGUUAACCCGGCCAGUAGACACUCACGUCACGUAGUAGUUGACUUGACUAUAGGGUCUUUGGCAUGAAGUUUAGUUUGUUGUCAGUAACAAACGCGCGUAAACUGCUUUCACUACAUCACUAACUACAAUUCAAUGUUUUUUUUUUUUUUCUAUUACAAUGGAUCUGCAGCAGUAGUAGUAUGCUGCCAUAUAAAUACGACAGCCGAUCAUUGGAAUCAUCUUAGUAUUAGAAAAAUAUCCCCGCAAGACUGAAAGACCCAUAAAGAUUAAUUAUUUGAGUUAAUCAGCCGAAUUUAGUCUAAUUAAAAAAAGUUCAAAAUUCCAACUCAUUGAUCUUAAUUUCCAAUUUUGUAAUAUGUAACAUUCGUCCCGCGUUACACCCUCGUACAAAAAACAAAGUUUGGAUUUGUCAUUAAUCCUAUUUCCUGAGCCAAAAUUCCAAUCCAAAAAAACGUCCCUGUAAUCUGGGGGCCACUCCCAGCUAUUAACCCUUUAUACCACCUAGCUAGUAAGGUUGUCAACCCGCGGAUCGACCCGGGUUGGCCCGGAUUCAUUCCUGAAAACGGGUUAGAACAGUCCAUUUAUGGGUUAGUCCGGAAAUUGUCAAAUUCGAAAAAAUAUGGUCAAACCCGGAAAAACUCGGGCGGUUGGCCCAUCCGAGCUGGUCAGCGAGCUCUCGUUCCUAAGUGUCGUUGAAUUUUUAUUAUGUUGAAUUUAAGUUGAUGUUCUUUAAGUGUGUUGGAGUUUAAGUAGUGUUGUAUUUUUUCUAUGUUGCAUUCAAGAUAAGUAUAAUAUAAUUACUUUUUCAUAUUUCCGAGUUAAACCGCAUUAAAUAGGGUUAAAACGGGUGAUCCAUUAACUCUUGACUCACUAGCUCGAUCAGGUCUAGAAUCUAGAUCAGGGUUGUCACGCCGGCCGGCGUGCCACCGGUUUUACCUGGUUCAACCUGUACCGGUCAUAAAACCGGCGUGACAUCACCGGUAUGACCGGCAUGAUCAAUAUACGAAUCUUUAAGUAAAAUAACAUUAUUUUAGUGACUUUAAUUGUUAAAAAUUAUUUUAUUAUUUAUUUUAUGAGUAUAAAUGUUAAAUUUUGGUGUUAUUUGUUGGAAUCAAGUAUAAAUGUUUAGGUAUUGACGUUAAAUGUCAUGUUUAAAAUGAGUAUUUAUAAUUUUAUUUGUAAUAUUGACCGGCAUGAACCGGCACAAACCGGUAUGUGCCACCGGUCGAACCAUUCCACUUGCUAAACAGGCACACUAGCAUAAACCGGUUUGACAACCUUGAUCUAGAUCGACCGACGGAUUGACAACCUUGCUGGCUGGCAUCACUCCUCUCUCCUGCCUUCUCGGGCUUAUAUAUAUAGAUGUUCAUGCUGCCGUAGUAACAUUCAGGAAAAAAAGAAAGAGUUAAUUAGAGAGAUUAAGAAGAGAGAGAAAUAUAUUCAUUCUCUCGCCCAAGAAAAAGGAAAGAAAUGUACUUCCCAAGAGAAACAUCAAUCUCUUUUAAAGCAUUCGGCUCUUCCCUCUCCUCCCUCUUCUCCAAACUAAGCUCCCGGAGAAUCCUCUUCACCUCCGACGAAAACAACAAGCAGCAGGCCGCUGCCGCCGAGUCGUCGUCGUUGCUGGGACACGACCCGGCGGAAUCAUGUGAAGCCAGAGCCGCCCGGACCAAAUCCAUAGUCAGGUCGCUCUACAAGGCCCUAGCCCAUGCGGCGUCGUUUCUGCCCGAGGAGUGCCAGCAGGUCAUCGCCAGCGACCUGGAGUGGUGGUUCCACGGCCCACCGGGGUGCGACUACAUGAUGCGGAUGCUGACGGGGCAGCUGGCGGCCACGUCGGACCAAUCCUCGUCUACGAAUUUCCGGUUCGAGCCACGUAGCGUCGAGGCGAUCGGGGACUGCGUGAUCGCGGAAGGAUGGGAAGGCGAGGUGUACUGGGUGCACGUGUGGACGCUGAGGGAGGAUCAUGGCCUGCUCGUCAUCACUCAGUUCAGGGAGUAUUUCAACACGUGGCUCACCGUCAAGGACGUUACCGGUCGGCCACCGGUGACCGCCGGUCAUGGACAUCGGCGUACGCCGUCGCCGGAGAGGGAGAGGGAGAGGCUGACGCUGUGGAGGAGCCGGCCGGCUGAUCUUUACAAGCGGUCUCUGCCUGGCCUUGUUCUCGCCAUCUGAUUAUCAAUUCGGCGGCUGCUCCACAUGUGUUUACAUUAUUUUAUUUCCUUGUUUUUUGAACUCUAAUUAAGUGUACGUAUUUUUUUAUUAUUUCCAUAUUGGGUUACCUGUUUUCAUCUUUUUCUUCGCUGCCAGUUAAUUAAUGUGUAAUAGGUGAAAUGUGUUUGCUCUAUUCAUUUUCAUGAAGUGUGAUUAUAUGAAGGUCGGAGACGAGUGGAUUCUUCCCGUGGCGGUUGGUAUUCAAGUUUCAACCAGCUAAGCCGAAAGAAUCCGCCUUUUGCUGGGCUUUGCCCCAGUUUAGCUUUUGGCAUUUUUGAAUUGUGGUUAAAUAAUAUUCCAAUUAUUAAUUGUAAGACUCUAGUAACCUAACCCAAGUUUGUUACUUAAGUUGAGCUAAAUUGGAUACAGAGCAGCUCAGCGAAGAAGACAAUGAAGGUAGAAAGAAUUUCAAGUUGAUCUUCCUUCGGUCAAUACUAUCGUGCCGCUAUAAAAGUGCGGUACCGAUGACGCAGUUUUUAAUUCGUCCACGUGGACUGAUGUGGUACUGAUUGGAUUAUUAAAUCCAACCCAAUUUUGGUGUCUGAUUUGAAGUGACUCAAACCACCUCUCCCACAUUAACGGAGAACCCCUUCGCCGUCCAACGUUUGAUUCUUUUUCAUUUAUUAAAUGAAAUUUUGAUUGAGCUACUUAGUUUUGUUCUACGUCCAACGUUUUGUUUCCUUCCUCGCCCGUUCGAUCAUCAGUUCAUCACCAAGAUAUGCCGUCCAUGAUGAAUUGUCAGGAAGCUAGACCUAAUCCGGGACCAAAAAGAGACUAAUUAUUGUCCUAGUUUCUCAAAAAACAAACCAAUUGAAUUACCAGAAUCCUUCGGAUUUGUUAGGCAAUGUCUCUAGGCAACAUAGAACUUCGAAUUCCGCUUCGUCAACAGGAAGGGUGCAGAGCGAGGGGACAACGCAGACCACUUAGACAGAGACAAAGGGCCUCCCGCUACUAGGGAUUCGUUGUUUUUUUGCACGCGAUGAAUGGAGGAGGGGGGAUACGACGAAGGAGUUUAGUGUAGGGUAUGGAGUCCUGACAAGAGAAGGUGGAGGUCGCUAGAGCAGUUUGGUGUUCUCACAGAAUUCUCGCCGUAGCAGUUUGGACUGAGAGCUCGACGAAGACGCUCCUUGGAUUUUCUUUACGUUCAUUUUUUUGUUUCAUGAUAAAACUAAAAUGCAGUUAAAAUUAAAUCAAUUUAAAAUUAAUUAAUAGAAAGGAAAUCAAAUAGAAAACGACGGUGGGAAACAUAAGUAAUUCCGUCUGCUGGAUAGGAUUUCGGUUUGGACAAUUCUGAAUUGUGAAGGGUCAUGGGUUCAAAAUAAAUAAACCAGGCCCGCCACAGCACUUCCAUGUGUCCCAAUCAUAUUCAGCGUCACUGGUGUCGCAUUCUUUACUGUGGCACCUUAGUAUUGGCAUUUUCCUUCUGGUCAAGUCCUUGGGCCUCACUUAUACUACGACCCAUAAUGUUACUUACAACUCCAAACCAGUCCAUGUCUUCCGAGCCCACAGACUUCAAAUAAAGGCCAAUACUACUG